CCGACGUCUACCUUCUUUCAGUUUGGAGCGUCUAUCCAGCAACAAGCCACAGUCAUGCUGAAGAUCAUGCAGGAUUACGACUGGCAUGUCUUCUCCCUGGUGACCACCAUCUUCCCUGGCUACAGGGAUUUCAUCAGCUUCAUCAAGACCACAGUGGACAACAGCUUUGUGGGCUGGGACAUGCAGAAUGUGAUCACACUGGACACUUCCUUUGAGGAUGCAAAGACACAAGUCCAGCUGAAGAAGAUCCACUCUUCUGUCAUCCUGCUCUACUGUUCCAAAGAUGAGGCUGUCCUCAUUCUGAGUGAGGCCCGCUCCCUGGGCCUCACUGGGUACGAUUUCUUCUGGAUUGUCCCCAGUUUGGUUUCUGGGAACACGGAGCUCAUCCCCAAAGAGUUUCCAUCAGGACUCAUUUCUGUCUCCUAUGAUGACUGGGACUACAGCCUGGAGGCGAGAGUGAGGGACGGUAUUGGCAUCCUAACCACUGCUGCAUCCUCCAUGUUGGAGAAGUUCUCCUACAUUCCCGAGGCCAAGGCCAGCUGCUAUGGGCAGACGGAGAAGCCAGAUGUCCCGCCGCACACUUUGCACCCAUUUAUGGUCAAUGUGACAUGGGAUGGCAAAGACUUAUCCUUCACUGAGGAAGGCUAUCAGGUGCACCCCAGGCUUGUAGUGAUUGUGCUGAACAAGGACCGAGAAUGGGAAAAGGUGGGCAAGUGGGAAAACCAGACGCUGAGCCUGAGGCACGCCGUGUGGCCAAGGUACAAGUCCUUCUCUGACUGUGAGCCCGAUGACAACCAUCUGAGUAUCGUCACCCUGGAGGAAGCCCCGUUUGUCAUAGUGGAAGACAUAGACCCGCUGACUGAGACGUGUGUGAGGAACACUGUGCCGUGUCGGAAGUUCGUCAAAAUCAACAAUUCAACCAACGAAGGAAUGAAUGUUAAAAAAUGCUGCAAGGGGUUCUGCAUUGAUAUUCUGAAGAAACUUUCCAGAACUGUGAAGUUUACCUACGACCUCUACCUGGUGACCAAUGGGAAACAUGGCAAAAAAGUUAACAAUGUGUGGAAUGGAAUGAUCGGUGAAGUGGUCUAUCAACGAGCAGUCAUGGCAGUUGGCUCCCUCACCAUCAAUGAGGAACGUUCUGAAGUGGUGGACUUCUCCGUGCCCUUUGUGGAGACUGGAAUCAGUGUCAUGGUUUCAAGAAGCAAUGGCACCGUCUCACCUUCUGCUUUUCUAGAACCAUUCAGCGCCUCCGUCUGGGUGAUGAUGUUUGUGAUGCUGCUCAUUGUUUCUGCCAUUGCUGUUUUUGUCUUUGAAUACUUCAGCCCUGUUGGAUACAACAGAAACCUAGCCAAAGGGAAAGCACCCCAUGGGCCUUCUUUUACCAUCGGAAAAGCUAUAUGGCUCCUUUGGGGCCUGGUGUUCAACAACUCUGUGCCUGUCCAGAAUCCUAAAGGAACCACCAGCAAGAUCAUGGUGUCCGUAUGGGCCUUCUUUGCCGUCAUAUUUCUGGCCAGCUACACAGCCAAUCUGGCUGCUUUCAUGAUCCAGGAGGAAUUUGUGGACCAAGUGACUGGCCUCAGUGACAAAAAGUUUCAGAGACCUCAUGACUAUUCCCCACCUUUUCGAUUUGGGACAGUGCCUAACGGAAGUACAGAGAGAAACAUUCGGAAUAACUACCCCUACAUGCAUCAGUACAUGACUAAAUUUAAUCAGAAGGGAGUAGAGGACGCCUUGGUCAGCUUGAAGACGGGGAAGCUGGAUGCUUUCAUCUACGAUGCAGCAGUCUUAAAUUACAAGGCCGGGAGAGAUGAAGGUUGCAAGCUGGUGACCAUCGGGAGUGGGUACAUCUUUGCAACCACCGGUUACGGAAUUGCCCUCCAGAAGGGCUCUCCUUGGAAGAGGCAGAUUGACCUGGCCCUACUUCAGUUUGUGGGUGAUGGUGAGAUGGAGGAACUGGAGACACUCUGGCUCACGGGGAUCUGCCACAAUGAGAAGAACGAGGUGAUGAGCAGUCAGCUGGACAUCGACAACAUGGCGGGCGUGUUCUAUAUGUUGGCCGCCGCCAUGGCCCUCAGCCUCAUCACCUUCAUCUGGGAACACCUCUUCUACUGGAAACUGCGCUUCUGCUUCACAGGCGUGUGCUCCGACCGGCCUGGGCUGCUCUUCUCCAUCAGCAGGGGCAUCUACAGCUGUAUCCACGGAGUGCACAUUGAAGAAAAGAAGAAGUCUCCAGACUUCAAUCUCACAGGAUCGCAGAGCAACAUGCUAAAACUCCUCCGAUCGGCUAAAAACAUUUCCAACAUGUCCAACAUGAACUCCUCAAGAAUGGAUUCUCCCAAAAGAGCUGCCGAUUUCAUCCAAAGAGGUUCCCUCAUCAUGGACAUGGUUUCAGAUAAGGGCAACUUGAUUUACUCAGACAACAGGUCCUUUCAGGGGAAAGACAGCAUUUUUGGGGACAAUAUGAAUGAACUCCAAACAUUUGUGGCCAACAGGCACAAGGAUAACCUCAAUAACUAUGUGUUCCAGGGACAACACCCUCUCACGCUCAAUGACUCCAACCCUAACACAGUGGAGGUAGCCGUGAGCACAGAAUCCAAAGGAAACUCCAGAUCUCGGCAACUCUGGAAGAAAUCCAUGGAUUCUAUACGCCAGGAUUCACUGUCCCAGAACCCAGUGUCCCAGAGGGAUGAGGGAACAAUGGAGAAUAGGACCCACUCCCUAAAGAGCCCUAGGUACCUUCCAGAAGAGAUGGCUCACUCUGACAUUUCAGAAACUUCAAGUCGAGCCACGUGCCAUAGGGAACCCGACAACAAUAAGAACCACAAAACCAAGGACAACUUCAAAAGGUCAAUGGCCUCCAAAUACCCCAAGGACUGUAGCGAGGUCGAACGCACCUAUCUGAAAACCAAAUCGAGCUCCCCCAGAGACAAGAUCUACACCAUUGAGAGUGAGAAGGAGCCCAGCUUUCACUUAGACCCUCCCCAGUUCGUUGAAAACAUGCCCCUGCCUGAGAAUGUGGACUUCCCGGACCCCUACCAGGAUCACAACGAAAACUUCCGCAAGGGGGACUCCACGCUGCCAACGAACCGGAACCCCCUGCAUAAUGAAGACGGGCAUGCCAACAAUGACCAGUAUAAACUCUACUCCAAACACUUCACCUUGAAAGACAAGGGUUCCCCUCACAGCGAGGGCAGUGACCGAUAUCGGCAGAACUCCACGCACUGCAGAAGCUGCCUUUCCAACCUGCCCACCUAUUCAGGCCAUUUCACCAUGAGGUCUCCCUUCAAGUGUGAUGCCUGCCUGCGGAUGGGGAACCUCUAUGACAUCGACGAAGACCAGAUGCUUCAGGAGACAGGGAUGACCAACGCUUGGUUAUUGGGAGAUGCCCCUCGGACCCUUACAAACACACGUUGCCAUCCCAGGCGGUGAAUGACAGCUAUCUUCGUUCGUCCUUGAGGUCAACGGCAUCGUACUGUUCCAGGGACAGUCGGGGCCACAGUGACGUGUAUAUUUCGGAGCAUGUUAUGCCUUACGCUGCAAAUAAGAAUAAUAUGUACUCUACCCCCAGGGUUUUAAAUUCCUGCAGCAAUAGACGCGUGUACAAGAAAAUGCCUAGUAUCGAAUCUGAUGUUUAAAAAUCUUCCAUUAAUGUUUUAUCUAUAGGGAAACAUAUGUAACAGCCAGCGUGCUGGAGGGUCAGUGUUGGAUGUCCAAUGGUACCCUGCUAAGAGGAAGAGGAUUUAGGGAGGUUUUUUUUUUUUUUGUUGGCUCUUUUGCACAUGGCUCCAUGCCGUAAUCUUCCACUCAAGGAAUCUUGUGAGGUGUGUGCUGGGCAUGGCAGACACCAGAUAGGUGAGUCCUUAACCAAAAAAUAAAUAACCGAAGGCAAGUCUUCAGGACAUGCCUACUAGGUAUGUUGGCAAUAAUGAUGUGUUGGAUGCCAAUGGUGAUAAUAUGAUUUCCUAUAUUCCAAAUUCCAUUCAGAUCAGUCCACCAUGUAAUUGUCUCCUCAGAAAUGCCUAAUGGUUUCUCUACUACAGAAUAAGCAAUAUGGUAUGCAUGUAAAUCUGACACAGACAAAAAUAAAUCAGUUAAGAAUGCAUCUGCACUGUAGUGAGAUUGACAUGUACAAGAGAAUAGGAAUUCUGGCUUAUAACAGUUUCAGCUUUAUUGUUAUGCCUUUCAUCACAGCCCACUUCCAACCCCAAGAACUCCAGGUUCCCCCAAAGAGUAGCAAAUCAGUGUGUUUGUGGUAAUUAUGCUACCUUCAUGAUAGUCCAUUCCCAAGACACAUCAAUAGCAAAAAGCCAGAAGGACCCUCAGGAGGAGAUUGGCAGGAAUCUCUUUGGAUGUUGAUUUGUGUGUUUUGAUGGUCUUGUUCAGAGCUGCAUAAACGAACACGUUUAUAUCUUCAAUACCUAAGUGUGGACCUUCUGUCUAUGACACAGUGGCCAUUGUAGUUUAUCCCGGAGACUCCUGUGUAUGUAAGUUUGCAUUUCUUCCCUUUUGGUGAUGACUCAGGGUUGUAUAGUAUCUGUUAUCCCUUCCCUCUCAGAGUAACCAUAGCUUGCUCAGUUUCCAAACAGCCAUGGUGGUAUCUAAUUAGCUGUGUGUCGUUCUUCCCAGAGUUGUUUGUGUGAUGACAUGCACCAACAGC
Carlito syrichta (Philippine tarsier) is the source of this 4657-nucleotide messenger RNA. RefSeq names its product glutamate ionotropic receptor NMDA type subunit 2A (gene GRIN2A). Gene Ontology annotation, biological process: synaptic transmission, glutamatergic; long-term synaptic potentiation; excitatory postsynaptic potential. The transcript has 12 exons. The record is from RefSeq and is a predicted model, not a curated record. NCBI's taxonomy places the organism in Eukaryota, Metazoa, Chordata, Mammalia, Primates, Tarsiidae. Gene Ontology annotation, cellular component: plasma membrane; NMDA selective glutamate receptor complex; postsynaptic membrane. The coding region runs from base 55 to 3429 and encodes 1124 amino acids. Gene Ontology annotation, molecular function: NMDA glutamate receptor activity; transmitter-gated monoatomic ion channel activity involved in regulation of postsynaptic membrane potential.